Cucurbita pepo subsp. pepo (vegetable marrow) is the source of this 1255-nucleotide messenger RNA. Its product is annotated as PRA1 family protein B3. The record is from RefSeq and is a predicted model, not a curated record. NCBI's taxonomy places the organism in Eukaryota, Viridiplantae, Streptophyta, Magnoliopsida, Cucurbitales, Cucurbitaceae. Gene Ontology annotation, cellular component: Golgi apparatus; endoplasmic reticulum. Gene Ontology annotation, biological process: vesicle-mediated transport.
AAAUAUAUAUAUAGACAACCGCGUGAAGGGCCUCAAUUCCUUUGGGUUUUUCUACGAACAAAUAAAUUCUCUGAAACCCCGCGGUAUUAAUUUUGCAGCGUACCGCCAGAUCUCACUCUCCUCCACCAAUGGCUUCUCCACCGACACUUCCGAUUUCCGGCCAUCAGUCGGCCACCGGAGCUCCAUCUCAGCCGCCCAUCGCCACCCCGGCCUUCCGCGCAUUUCUCUCUCGGUUAACUUCCUCCGUCCGCCAAGGCUUCUCCCAACGCCGCCCUUGGUCGGAGCUCGUCGAUCGGAGCUCCUUGGCUCGUCCCCUCAACCUAUCCGAAGCCUAUUCCCGGAUCCGCAAGAACUUUUCAUAUUUCCGUGUCAAUUAUAUCACUCUCUUGACCCUUGUUCUCGCUUUUUCUCUCCUCUCCCAUCCGUUCUCUCUCUUGACUCUUCUUGCCCUCCUCGCGGCUUGGAGUUUUCUCUACAUUUUCCGUCCUUCCGAUCAGCCUUUGGUUAUUCGCGGCCGUACUUUUUCCGAUUUCGAGACGUUGGUCGGGUUGGGGGUUCUGACUGUGAUUGUUGUGUUUCUCACUAGUGUUGGAUCGCUUCUGAUAUCGGCGUCGAUGAUUGGAUUUUCCAUUGUGUGCAUUCACGGUGCGUUUAGGCUUCCAGAGGAUCUCUUCCUUGAUGACCAAGAGCCUGCAAAUGGAGGGUUCCUAUCAUUUCUCGGUGGCGCGGCCUCCGCUGCUUCAGCCGCAGGUCCUGCAAUUGCAGCGCGUGUAUAGCCAGAUCCUGAUCGGCGCCUGAUGGCAGUUUAAUCAUGGUCAUGAAGCAAAGGCAUUUUACCACAUUCAAGUCGAAGUGCCUUAGGCUAGACACUGAGUUGAGCAAAGACGUGCCUUCACUGAAUCUUAUGGUCAAAACUGCUAUUAUGUAAGUGGGUGAUUGUGUUGAGUUGGUGACUUGGUUGGACAAGUUGAGUUGACCUCUAUUUCAAAGAACUAAUGCUGAAGGGGAACUGGAGAAAACCAUCAAGUUUCCAACCCAUUCGACUCUUCCUAGGCUUCACUUGUUGUCAGCAACCUGAUAUGAGUUAUAUCCAGAUAGAUUUGGGCUUGUUCAAUCCUUCAAUUUGCAGGUUCGAUGCAAUUUUACAGUAGUUAUUGGUUUCAAAUGUUUUUCUAGUUUGUGUUCGUGUUCGUGUUCUUGGAUGCGUUUGAUAUAUCUCUAUGAAGUAUGAGAAAUCCUACCCCAUAGUUAUGUA